Pristis pectinata (smalltooth sawfish) is the source of this 5362-nucleotide messenger RNA. RefSeq names its product regulator of G-protein signaling 17-like. The record is from RefSeq and is a predicted model, not a curated record. Bases 128 to 790 code for a protein of 220 amino acids. NCBI's taxonomy places the organism in Eukaryota, Metazoa, Chordata, Chondrichthyes, Rhinopristiformes, Pristidae. The transcript is spliced from 5 exons.
CCGGCGCAGCGCCGGAGCGGCCGCCCGAAGCGGAGCUGAUGUGGGCGAGGGAGCGGGCGCCGGAGCCGCGGUGUCCGAGGAGCAGCGGGCGGAGGGAGCUCAGUGCACGGGCUCGGAACAAACAGUGAUGGGAAAGAGGGCCGAGCCGAGGAGCCAGGAAGACUGCACCGAACCCCCGCCAUCGCCCGGUCAGAGACCCAACACCUGCUGCUUCUGCUGGUGCUGCUGCUGCAGCUGUUCCUGCCUCUCCGCGCAGAAGGACGAGAGGGAGGAGAUGACGGGGAGGCCCACGGAGGAGACCAGGAUGGAGACCACGGUGGAGACCAUCGAAUCUGCCGAGGAGAGCAGCGGAACCAUGCCUUCGAUGGAAGAGAUCACGUCGUGGACACAGGGCUUUGACAAGGUGAUGGGGACAGAGGCGGGCAGGAACGUCUUCCGACAGUUUCUGCGGACAGAGUACAGCGAGGAGAACAUGCUCUUCUGGCUGGCCUGUGAAGAGUUCAAGAAGGAAAAGAACACAAAGGUGGUUGAAGAACGAGCGAGGACCAUAUACGAAGACUACAUCUCGAUUCUCUCCCCAAAAGAGGUGAGUCUUGACUCCCGGGUGCGAGAGAUCGUCAACAGGAACCUGAUGAAUCCGGGCCCUCUCAUGUUCGAGGAUGCUCAGCUCCAGAUAUACAGCCUCAUGCACAGAGACUCCUUCCCCAGGUUCCUGAACUCGGAUCUGUACAAAUCUCUCGUGCAAAAGCCACAGCCUUCUCCCGACACUACUCCCACCACCGAGAGCUAAUCCCAGGACCCCGAGAGAGCAAGGAAUGGUGGAGCUCAGACACAGGUUUACACUCAAACUCACGUACACCGUCACACACACACAUAAACUAUCUCACACACAGUCACUCACACUGUCACACAAACCAUCUCACACACCGUCACACACACACAUAAACUCUCACACACCGUCACGCGCACACAUACAUCAUCUUACACACCGUCACACACACAUAUACCAUCACACACACCGUCACACACACCAUCACACACACUGUCGCACACACACAUAAACCAUCUCACACACUGCCACACACACAGACACCACUACUCACACCGUCACUCACACUGUCACACACCCCUACACCAUCACACACACCGUCACACAUACCUACACCAUCACACACACACAUACACACUUACACCUACCCAAUCCUGCACAGUUACAAGCAUACUAAUGUGCACAACUAAUCAAAUGCAUGCAUAGAAGUGAGUGUGCACGCACACACACACAAUACAGGAUUAACAGACACAAUGAUGUACAUAAGGAAUUCACCAGUGUAGUCACUUGCUUCCUCCUGGACAUGUGCACUUAAACCCUGAUACACUCCUCUCUCUUUCUCUCACACACAUGCUCUCAAAGUCUUAUAAACACACACACACACUCUUACACACAACCCACAAAUGCAUAAUCUCAUGCACAAUUAAAUGCACAUACAUAGACACACACACACACAGACACACACAUACAGACACACAAUAAUUAAAUAUAGCGAAGCAGUGAAAAGCCCAUUCGCUGGGUUCCUAGAGACCCCCAGUUUAGCUUUACUCAGGGUGUAGUGAUACAUUGAACAUGGAGCUACUUUUAAAAACAAAAUAGAUAUAUAUUUAUUGGUUGUAAUAAAUCUUUUGCUCACUGCCUCAACCAGAAAUACAAAAAAAGUCAAAAAUAUUUGUUUUUUUUAAAAAAACCAAGAUUAUUGUUCCCUGUAGAAACAGAUUAGUGAGUUGGUCACUGCUGGGGUGGGAUCAUUGAUACCACAGUCCACUGCUGGGGGCAACACUUAUCCCAGUGCCCCAGCAGACUGUAAGACCAGUCAAGCUCAUGUCUGCCACCCUUUUCCCUGGGGAGGGCAGAUGUCACACGGUGUGUGUGUUGCCAGUGUGGUUCCCCCUAACAAAGGCCUGGCUUUAUGUUAUCGGGGGUGGAUUUGCUCACUGUAACUUUGCCUCUGCUCCCUCGAGCUCCCAAAAAUGCUUUCUUUGCAGUGAAGCAUCUUGGAAUGUCCUGAGGUCAGGGAAAUGCAGGUUUGUUUCUCUUGUCAGUUGUCUACAGGAUUUAAUGAACUUUUACUAAGCACAAAAAAGAAUUUAAAUGUCGAUUUUUUUUCCCUCAAGGGGGAAACCAAGAUGUUAUUGUCAGUAAGUCAGAGAUAUAGGGCCAAUCUAUCUCUUUAAAGAUAUGUGCAAAAAAUAUAUAUACAUAGUAAGUAAAAGCCUAGAAAUCUCCAUUGCCUUUUUUUUUGGAUGAGCAAAUAUUCCACCUCAUCUUUCAGAAGGGGAGCAGAUAACUCAUUUUGUUUUAAAACAGAGUGAAUAUCGAUGCCAAUGUAUUGGUUGGCAGCAGGUCAGAAUGUGGUAUUGAACUACAGCAGAGUCUCCCGACAACAGCAGGAUUAAUUCUAAAAGCAGUAAAUGAAGGGCAGUGUCAGUAUAUAAAGUGCACAUGAUUAAAUUACUUAACGUGGAGAAAUUCUGGUCAAGAUUGACAAGAGAAUUAUCCAAUCGUCUUUCAUCUCAAAUCUUGACGGGUCACUCAAUGUAACCCUUCGUUUUCAAUGGAUUAACGCAUCCACUUGCAGGUGGUUCAAAGAGUGCACUAAAUCACACCUGUCACCAGCGGAGAUUUCUAGGCUCGAUAUUUUGCUUGUGUGUUGUUUAAAAUAUGUAUGUAAUUUUCACUUUUUUAUUAAAAGCCUAUGAGUAUAUUUAUAUAACUACAUAUGGAUCAACAAAGUGGGCUGUGGGGAACGAGUGGGGAAGGUGGAUGGAUAGGGAGGGGGUCGAGUUUUACAUGAGCAUCAGGGCAGUCUCACAGCAGGAACCGCUCCCUGUUUAGUCUUGUCUUGUGUACACGGACUGGGCAAGUGUGGGGAUGGGAACUGAGACCACCAGUCGGGCUGGUGAAGCCGAGCUCGGCCAGUGCGCCAGUCUCCAAGCUGGUUCCGUUAUCCCCUCACCCCUACCCCCACCCCCGGAAAUCUGCCAGUUUCAGUGAUUCGGAAAAGCCCUGCCAGGUCCGUCCUUUGCCCUCAUCUCUCUGCAUGCUGGUGCAGCAGGCUCUUUGUUCCCCCAGGGAGAUCGAGGGAGGGAAGGUAAACUUUUCCUCCUCGCCCGAGAAAGGUACUUUUCACAAAGAAAGGAGUUCGGCUCUUCAGCGCGCGGGUCUGUUGGUGCAGUGGCGGGGAUUUAAUCAUUCCCCGCAAGUCUGGUCUCAUUGUGGUCACCCCUCCCUACAGAAAGGGUGCUCGCACUCACACUUACCUAAAGGAACCGCAGAAUCUUGCUCCUCACCCAAGGACAGCACUUCAUACGUCCACGGUUCCACAUCGCAGAGAUUGCAGGAGGAACAGGAAGCAAAUUGCAUCCAAGUCCACAGCUAAAUGCAACAAUUCACAAACAAGAGACUUGGGGUGAUCUUUAACUUAAAGCUUUUCCCUUCAGUUAAACAAAUGAGAGGAAGGAAAAAAAGCAAGGCAGAGCUCCCCUUACCCACCACACAACUUUGGCAAGGUUCUUUGUUAAAAGGAUGGCUGGGUUUGGCUGCUAUUAAAGGGGAGGUUAGCUAUGGCUCAUUAUAGGUAAAUUAGAUUGGUAAAUUGGUUUAUUAUUGUCACAUGUACGGAGGUACAGUGAAAAACUUUGUUUUGCAUGCUAUCCACACAGAUCAAUUCAUUACACAGUGCAUCGAGGUAGUACAAGGGAAAACAAUAACAGAAUGCAGAAUAAAGUGUUACAGUCACAGAGAAAGUGCAGUGCAGGCAGACAAUAAGGUGCAAGGGUGAGGUUAGGUGGAAAUUUACUUAAAGGGGAAUUUGUCAGGUGCACUCCUGAUUAUUAAACUAGAACUCUGACACAUCCUUGCAUUGAGAGAACUUUCUGUCUGCCAGUUGUUAACAGACCAGAGUGCGAUUGCUAGAUUCUCUUAACAUUCAGUUUCUUUAGAAAGAAGCAAUGAUGAAGGCAAAUGGUGUGUUGGGCUGUAUUAAAAGAGCAAUUGAAUACAAGGGUAGAAAUGUCUUGUUCCAAUUAUACAGACGCUGGUGAAAUUGACCCUGGAGUGUUAGCCCCAUACCGAAGGAAGGUUGUACUUGCAAUAGGGGAUUGCAGUGAAGGAUGACUCCUGGGCUGAUGGGUUUGUCACGUUGAAAAGAGAUCAGGCAGACGAGGCCUGUGGUAUCUUGUUUAGAAGAAUGAGAGGUGAUUUUAUUCAAAUGUACAAAAUUCUUAUUCGACUUGACAGAGUCAAAGUCAAGUUUAUUGUCAGAUGCACAAGUCCGUGUGUGCACAGGUGCAAUGAAAAACUUACUUGCAGCAGCAUCACAGGCACAUAGCAUCAGAUAUGCAGCAUUUAAAACAUAAAUUAUACACAAUUUUUACAAGAAAGAACACAAUUAAGACAAAAAAAGUCCAUUUUAGUGCAAAGUGAUCAGAGUGGUCAGUGUUCCUGAACUGUAGUCAUUAGGGUUGUGCUGGUUGGUUCGAGAACUGAAUGGUUGAAGGGAAGUAGCUGUUCUGUGUGCAAACUGCACACAGACAGCACUCGAGGUCAGGAUACAACCGGGGUUAGACACGGGAGUGAUAUUUGCUCUGACUGGGGUGUUUAGAACAAGGGACACAGUUUCAAAAGAAAGGGUUGGCCUUUCAAACUGGUAUUACAGAUCAAUUCAUUACACAGUGCACAGAGAGGAAAUUUCUUCAGUCAGAGGGUGGUGAAUCUUUGGAAUUCUCGACCCAAGAGGACUGGAGGCUCGGUCCAUGAGUGUAGUCAGGACAGAUUGGAAUUGGUUUAUUAUUGUCACAUGUACCGAGGUACAGUGAAAAACUUGUCUCACAUAACGUUCAUUUAAAUCAUGUCAUCACAUCAAUACAUUGAGGUGGUACAAGAAAAAACAAGACAGAAUGCAGAAUAAGGUGUUGCAGUUACAGAGAAAGUGCAGUGCAGGCAGACAAUAAGGUGCAAGGCCAUAACGAGGUAGAUUGUGAGGUCAAGAGUCCAUCUUGUUGUACCGGGGAACAUUCAAUAGUCUUAAAACAGCGGGAUAGAGCCUGGUGGUACGUGCUUUCAGGCUUUUCUAUCUUCAGCCUGAUGGGAGGGGGGAGGAGAGAGAAUGCCCGGGGUGGGCGGGGUCUUUGAUUAUGCUGGCUGCUUUACCGAGGCAGUGAGAAGUGUAGACAGAGUCCAUGGAGGGGAGGCUGGUUUCCGUGAUGUGCUGAGCUGUGUCCACAACUCUCUGCAGGCUGACCUCGCAAUCUACCUUGUUGUGCCCUUGCACCUUAUUGUCUGCCUGCACUGCACUUUCUCUGUAACUGU